UCCGUAGCUCUUAAUAGUUAAAGACCAAAAUUGCAUCGUCAAGAUUCACAACAGCCUUGAAGACCUAACAGUGCCGUGAGGGUUCACUAACCGUGCUUUCGUGUUCCGGUUGCUUACUGGCCAAGGGGGGACGGUGUAAGAGUUCACUUUUGCCAGCCAUCUGUUGGAAAAUAUGCAAUAAUAUUUGCGUCUGCCGUAUAUCAAAAGGAUUUUGCCAACAUUUCCAGACUUUGGGCCUAGAGUUUCUUCCAGAUUUCAUUGCUGUAUCAACUCGAAGUUUCCAGAUUUCAUUGCUGUAUCAACUCGAAGUUUCCAGGGUAACUGACUGGUAUCGUCCGCCGACGCGAGUGAAGCAGAAGACUUUGCGUAUUACAGGUCUUCAAUACCUUGAACUCAAUAGACUCUACCAAGACAGCCUAGCCUUCUCCAAUCGGGCGUACUGAGAAACGACUUCGAUUUCUUGAUUGACCCCGAAACGGUUUAGUUCGGUGAAGAAGCCAGUGCAGUUAGUUGGGUGAGGUCGAAGAGAAAUGACAUUACCUACGAAAGGUCGAGGCUGGCUCAAGAUGUCUAGCUUACCCGUGGAAACUGAAGCUCCGACUCGAACAGAAGUGACAUGUCACGUGUAAGUUGCAAUGAUUGCAGGCACCACUGCUUCUCGUGCGCGCAGGUCGUCGCUGACGGGACGUUCCAACCAUUGAACUCGAUUCCAGCGCGUGCUAAGACUGCAGAUCGAACAUCUAGAAGCAUGAUAUGGCAAGAACAAGAACGAAAUGUAUAGGUAGCGGGCCCGAAUCGAAUUUCCGCCUUCGAAUACAGGAUCCAAAUGCAACUCCCUUGUAAAACCAGCCGAAAUCUGAACAAUAUCAUGCGACGAUGGGAAACGUAAUGCAUCUUUCCUUUCGCAAGAAUUUGAUUUAGUUCUUGCAGGAAACAGGUGCAUGAGAAGUGACUCUUGAACCGCUCAGAUGGAGGCCGGGGAUGACACAGCAACGGGCGUCAUAUCUGGAAUUUCUGAAACUCCACAACCAGCAGCAGAAUACCCUGGCGAGGUGAUCAAACCAGCUACGACCCCGACUACAACAAAACGCAGCAUCACCGCCAACGUGAACACUCAGAACGCAAUUCCGUGGAACAGUUCAGGCAGGAUGAGAAACACAAUUCUGUCCCCACAAGAGCCUUCAGGCCCGAGAAUAGGCAGAGCAAGCAGACGGGAAAGGACCGGCACUCUAGCACCGUCAGACCCCAAUUGCAUGGACGAGCAUCAACAGCAAAGGCAACGACCGAAGGAAUCGGCCUUAGGCCCAACCACGCAGGCCCCGCCCGGCAGUUCGACCGCAACGAGAAAUGGCACUCGAGUCGGGCCAAGAAGCUCGCAAAUCAGCGUGCGCGUCGUGGCUCAAUCGAAUUCGAUCAAAUCCUCACAACCGAACGAGCCCAGGGCGGAAAUGGAGCAGUUACAACUAUCGUCGGCGACGAGAGCCAAAAUCCAACAGCGGCAGCAGGAGCAGCACCAACGCCAGAGCCGGCAGCAGGCGCCGUCGGUGCCCGGCUCGAGCAUCGGGCCGAGGCCGGACGCGAUGUGGAUUCCGCUAGACGUCCGAGAGGCGAGGAGCAAAGCCAUCGCCAUGACCAACACCUCGGACCUGUACCUGUGGCGAACGGGGCCCGCCGACUCGGCGGGCGUGGCGCUGGACCUCUCGGACCGCCCGCUCAUGUGCAUGAGCGUGAGAGGCACGGAGGCGGCCAUCGGCUGCUCCGACCACAGCGUCUACACCGUCGACGUCGCCACGGGCAAGAAACUGCGUAACCUGUACAGCAAGAAGUACGGGCACACGGAGUGGGUGACAUGCGUCGAGCACCUGGACGACGGUCGCAUCCUGAGUGGCGCGCUCGACAGCAAGCUCUGCCUCUGGGACGCCACGGGCGUACGCUGCGCCGAUCUUACGGGCCACGACGGCUCGAUUUCCGCCGUCAAGGUCAUCGACAGCACCUACGCCGUCAGCGCCAGCUACGACAAGACGCUCAUGCUCUGGAACCUCAACGGCGCGGGGCGACGGCGCGGCUCGGGCUUGGGCGCGGUGGGCUGCCUGCAAGGCCACAAAGGCGCGGUGCUGGGGUUCGCGGUGAGCUCGCACGGCGCGCUCAUGAGUGGGUCCCGCGACGGCGAGGUCUUCUCGUGGGACGCCACGACGGGGCGGGCCGUGCUGCGAUGCAAGAACGCGCAUCAGGGCCACGUCACGGCGGUGGAAUGUCUGCGCGAUGUGGACUCGGGCAAGCCCGACGAGCCCGCCGAGACCGCCGGCGCGUCGCUGUUCUCGGGCUGCUUGGGGGAGAUUUUCGUCACCGGGGGCCAGGACGGCAUCAUUCAAGUCUGGGACAUCCGGAAUAAAGCUCCCGUGCAUACUUUUGCUGUCUCGAGGUCUGAGCACGGCAGGGGAGCUGUGUCGAAUAUCGGCUUUACCAACAUAGGGGCUAGAACUCCGCCGCUCAUGAUCACGGCCUGCGCUGAUAAAAUCAUCCGAGCCCUGGAGCCGCGCUCCUCCUUCCGAACCGUGCAUACUUUUGCCGAGCACAAGGACUUCAUAUAUAGCCUCCACCUUUGCGGUCCUUUAAUGUGGAGUGGGGCGGGCGAUGGCAAGCUGCUCGUUCAUGACUUGACAAACGGCAGAUGCUUGUAUGGGCUCGGAGCCACGAACGACGGAGCUGUGCGGUGUAUCUCCCUUGCCGGGCCCAGGCACCUUGUGAUCGCCGGUGAUGAUGGCAAUUGCAUGAUGUACUCCGUUUGAAGAGCUAUAGCAUCGCAUCACGCCAAGGGUGCAGAUUAACCUCCUCUCACCAUCUCUCAGAAUAUCGUAGGACAUUGCUCGUUGCGUUACAUGUACCCUGCAGUUCCUUUGUCUUUGAACACUCAUUACGACGACUCAUUGGCAACUGUCACUCCGUCGACGAACUUUGCCAAAGGCUCUGGAUCCCGUGAGUUUAAAUCUCGUUCUACUGUGAGAUAAUCCAUAUUUCAUUCUUCCAGCUUACUUCGCAACCCAAAAACAGGGCCCACCGCCGUUCUCCAGUUUCGUACGAGUAGCGGAAUAGACUCUCUCCAAAUGCACCUCAGACGUGCGGUUUGGGCGAAGUCGUGUAGAGUUAACAAUCUCCGACAGGGGUAUCGUGAGCUUUAUGUCGAAGGGAUUUUGCAGAUCGUAGAACUAGACGCCAGGUGCCAACUGACGGUAGAAUAUUGAAACGUAACUUCGGUGGAAAAGCGCAAAAUGUGAGUGACGUGGAUGAUGUACACAGUAAUUUAUGAUAAAAAGCAGGUAUCAGAAAAUGCCCAUCUCGUAGUCAAAAUACUGACAUUGAUCAGCAUCCCUCAAAUCUUCCUACGUGUGUCUACAUGUUGAGCCAAACAAUAUGGGCCACUGGAGCGAACUUGAAAAAUGAGGGACGCACAUCUGGACGCCUCCUUCCGAGAGAAGCUGGGGCACCAAGGGGGGCAGUAACGGAAGAGAAUUGGAUAUGUGGAGCUAGGAUCAAAGGAGCAACUCAAGACGUGAAGCGGCGGACAAACGAGCAGGAGAGUACCUAAUCGAGCAGGCAGAAACACAGGACCCUGAGUAACUGAUCCUCUAAAAGAGGUAUUAACAGAAGGUAAAUCUUCAUGUAACAUUUGCACUCAACGGCCAGCUACAGAGAAUUUUCCCACGGGAUGGGAGCCUAAUAACUAGCUGGAAAAACUCCACGUCUCUCGAUGUCUCAACUGGCGAGAACAGCAGAACCUUAGCAGCAGUCCAUGCUGAUCGUUCCCGAGUGCGAGGUGAAAGAGUACACCCGCACUGCAGUAAGCUUGCAGAGAGAACUACGGACCUGUCCAGUGCAUUUCGCAGCCACCUAGACUCUCCGGUCGACGGAGAUGGAAAUGGAAACUCAACCUCGUACGCGCCGCAGGACUCGCAGUUCGUUCAGCACAGGAAGGUUCGAAUCCCCUAGAUCACUCGAUCGCAUGAUGAUAUAGGGUCGAAAUGACCUGAUGAACGGUGACUCAAAAUGCCAUGGCACAGACCUCGUGAGAAAUGUACAACUCAGACUCUGCCACUCUCUUUCGAUCCAGCUCAAGCUGGUAAACAUCUGAUUCGGCCACACUCGGACAGGAAGGUGGCAAAAUGAACGAUGCAGAGAAAGGACUUGCUUCCCAACCUUCGAGAAUCUCAAUUCUGCUCGUCACGAAGAAGACCUGGGACGGAUGCUGAGGACGGAUUUCUUCAACCCCUAAUCCUACUUUCACCUCUACUCCUCUCGGAGCGUGAACUGCACAUCUCAAAUGAUACACAUCACCUUCCUCCUCGAAGCAGAAGGUGACUUCGGGUGUUCGGAGACAGCGGGACGUCAUCUUCCUGUGACCAUGCCCAAUAAUAUACACAAUUUCGUAAGGCGGCUACGUACUGCACAAAAGUUGUCAGGAGUGAUGGUGAGAUUACUUGUGCACGGGCUUGUAUAAGGCGACCGUGACGUAUUUUGAUCGGUAGCGAUGGGUUAACCCGAGAGCCAGCACCGAGCGCAGAUUCUUGCCUUUCUCCACGUACAGAUGGUUGAGCGUCACGUGCUGUGGACGAGGCAGAGCGCCGGACGUCUCUUCGAGCGGAGGAACAUUCAGAAGGGUCAGGUGCAAGUGCGAGGGUAGAAUGGGCGGCUCCUUGGAGAAGUCCUCUGGAGUCGGGAAGGUGUCGUUGUAGCUGGAAGUCGGGGACUGCGGUGGUUCGAACCCGGCUACGCUGUCCAAAUUCUCUGGAACGUAAU
Molecule: messenger RNA, 4794 nt
Organism: Marchantia polymorpha subsp. ruderalis
Lineage: Eukaryota; Viridiplantae; Streptophyta; Marchantiopsida; Marchantiales; Marchantiaceae
Source: the annotation of a GenBank genome assembly